CAGUCUUUGAAAAUGUUCGCCGUCGCCAACACCUCCGCGCUCCGCGUUGCCGCCAAGGCCCCCGUCAAGGCCCGCCGCACCGUCGCCCCCAAGGCGGCGCUCGUCGCGGACCUCAAGAAGGCUGCCAAGAAGGUCGCGCCCGCCAUCCUCACCGCGACCACCACCAUGCUCCCCGCGGCUGCCGCGCUCGCCGAGGAGGAGGUCACCCCCGUCGACCUCAAGCUCGCCAUCGGCUUCACCGUCGCCAUCGGCAUCGCCGCCUUCUCCACCCUCCCCGAGCCCGAGUCCUCCAAGCACGGCCACGGCGGUGACCACUAAGUCCCCCGCGAUCGUGCAGAUCGGCCGCACUCUGGACAGGUUGGGAAAAAGCUGAGGUUUUCCAACGGUGCAGUCGCAGCCGACGAGGAGAGGAGAGAAUUGUUUAGGUCGCACGCGACCGCGCUGCGCCGCAUCGGGCGCGAUCGUUCACACAUAGGUAGCAUCCUGUAAUCGCAAACGGCGCGUCACGACACCGCCUCACAGUCAGUCCAGUC
Molecule: messenger RNA, 533 nt
Organism: Micromonas commoda
Lineage: Eukaryota; Viridiplantae; Chlorophyta; Mamiellophyceae; Mamiellales; Mamiellaceae
Exons: 1
Coding region: 13-318 (101 amino acids)
Source: RefSeq, a predicted model, not a curated record